Molecule: messenger RNA, 128 nt
Organism: Funneliformis caledonium
Lineage: Eukaryota; Fungi; Glomeromycota; Glomeromycetes; Glomerales; Glomeraceae
Source: the annotation of a GenBank genome assembly
ACGGAAGAACUACGAAAGCACAACAAAAUAACGAUAGAAAAACUAAAUAUUGCUCUCAAAGCUGUCUCCAACAUUUAACACAUGAAGAUGGCACAGAGGUCCCUGCUCCAGAAUUAUUUUUCAAAUAA